AUGCCUCAUGAUGAUGAUUUGAAUCGUGCUGCUUGGGAACGUUGCAAUCACCUUGUUCAAUCUUGGCUCAUCAAUUCAGUUUCUGAUUCCAUCGCGCAAACCAUUGUUUUCUGUGAUACUGCACUUGAGGUUUGGCUUGACUUGAAAGAACGUUUCUUUAAAAUUGAUCGCAUUCGCAUUGCAAAUAUGCGUUCUUCAAUCAACAAUCUCAAACAGGGUGCAAAAUCUGUCUUGGAUUACUUCACUGAAAUGAAGUCCCUUUGGGAAAAGUUAUCUUCACAUAGACCAAUUCCCAAUUGUUCUUGUAUUCAUCCUUGCCGUUGUGUUGCAUCUAGAGUUGCUAAGACACUCAUGAAUGAAGACCAAAUCGUGCAAUUUCUAACUGGUUUAAAUGACCAAUUUCUGGUGCAUGGAUACCCUAAUGUCAAUAAGCCUUCACCUCAUGCUAAUACUGCUUGUCAAGAAGAUUCAGAAAAUGGUGCAAUGUCUUCUUCUGGUUCAGGUGCUUCUGCAAGUUCUCCUUCUGCUGGUUUUUCUCAAUAG
Medicago truncatula (barrel medic) is the source of this 543-nucleotide messenger RNA. RefSeq lists its product as uncharacterized. Lineage: Eukaryota; Viridiplantae; Streptophyta; Magnoliopsida; Fabales; Fabaceae. The record is from RefSeq and is a predicted model, not a curated record. The coding region runs from base 1 to 543 and encodes 180 amino acids. The transcript has 2 exons.